AUGUCUUCUACCGGCAUUCGCUGUAUCGACGAUUUGGGCACUGAGCAUUAUGAUGAUGAGUGGGGGUACUUUGGUUUAGAAGAUGAUCCACUCAAAGGUGGAAGUCCUCCGUCGUCGAGUGUUCUUGAUGUAAAUCUAGGUUUAUCUGUACCGGUGCGGACAUGCCCUUCACCACUAGCUCAAAUUCCAACACGUGAGCUUUACGGGAUGGAAGCUCCACCGAAGCUUUCACCUGUGCCCGCAGAGCAAGAACAGACGUUUACGACGCUUAGUACCCACGUACCUGAUUCGGGUCAUCAGUAUUCGUCAUCAGCACCUCGAACGUUAGCUGACUAUGAAAAUGAUCUCGCGAAAGAUUUAGGUAUCUUUCCUAGCCAACCAAGUUCGUCGGCGCAAUCUAACUAUCUACAGCCAACAACCUCAACCACAUAUAUGCAGUCGGCGACAACCUUGCCUACUGCUCCAUUACAGUCUUCGUCUACCACAUUUUCUACUAGGCAACAAAGUGAUCUUCAUGUUAUGCAGCCAUCUACUUCUGGAAACCAACAUGCUACGCUUAUGCAACCACAGCCUGCUCAGCAACAACAACAGCAACAGCAAACGUGUAUACAAGCAGUUAAUGGGCAGUGGUUUGUGCAAGCACAACUGCAACAUGUGCAAACGAAUUCCGGCACUAAUGCUGGUCAGAACGGAACGUUGGGUUCUAUCCUGACGAAAGCAAAUAGAUUAGCAGCAGCGUCUAACGGCACGUCAGGUGAAACCAACCGUGCUUCCUUGGAUAGCGUUACCUUGAGUGUACAGAGUCUGGAACAAGUGUCGAAAUUAAGCAAAGAAAUUGCACGCCUUCAAAACUUGCAAGCACUACAGAACGUUGAUUACUCUAGAGAUAUUAAGGAUUUAGAAAGCAAACGAGCACAAAUAUUUUUUGCUGCACUUGUUGAGCAACACAAGAAUGAAGACAUAUUAUCGGCGGCCAGUGGUCAACCGAAACCUGUUUCUCGUACAAUCAAUACGUCACGACAGCGGAAUAACUACAGCGCUAAUUCUCGUUCUCAAACACAUAGUAAUGCUCAAGUGCAGCACCAAGUACAACCAUCAACAAGUUAUGAACGUCAACCAGCAUACGAGACUGUUCAGCAACAACAACAACAGCCGCAGCAACAGCAACAGCUGCAGCAACAGCAGCAGCAACGACCACAACAACAUUCUAGUUCAAAGCAGUUCACGUCGUAUCAGCAAGUUCAGUAUCAGUCUUACCAACCAGCAAGUCGUACUGCUUAUGUUGCAGUGUCUAAUUCGAACCAUGCUCAACAGCAAGUGCCUAUACAACAAACUUAUUAUCCGCCAACGAAUUCCAUGAGGCAAGGGACGUGCACGACAUCCUCUCAAAAUUAUGAACAGGGGAACAAUACUACUACCUUAAGUCAAUUGGGUGUUUCGCAAAGACAAGUUGUGGCCUCUCAGACAUCCAACGUCGUGCAGUCGUCGUUAUUGCUUCCGCCACCUCAGCUUAAAACACCUGCUGAGGCAGCUGCAGCAGUGGGGGAAAAACGUCAGGAACGAGCAUCGAGAUUGACCAACUAUUUUUUAUCUUUGCAAAAUUCUAUUAAAACAACCGACAUUUCGGCUCCUUUCGAAGAUUUCUCUGAUGUUAUCACUCGGUUAUUUCCGUUCCAUGGCUACCAUGAGCCUGCUCUGAACGAUGAAGUUCUAGAGAAAUUCGACCACAACUAUUUGCGACAUAUGGUGUAUCUGAACGAGAGGAAGGAAAGAGCUGAAAGAAGGUUGCGGGCUAUUUUAUUUAACGAAGCAAUGAAAAGUACUGUUGAACGGAUGGAUGAACUGGUUUUGCUAUCUCUCGAUGGGGAACACGAGUCUCGUACGUUAAAUGAGGAGCGGCGGUAUGCUGCAGAAAAUCGGGGUGAAAAUUUUUCGUUUUUAUUGUUUUUUUUUGCGAUUUUUUGA
Messenger RNA from Enterobius vermicularis (human pinworm), 1965 nucleotides. NCBI's taxonomy places the organism in Eukaryota, Metazoa, Nematoda, Chromadorea, Rhabditida, Oxyuridae. The record is from the annotation of a GenBank genome assembly.